Molecule: messenger RNA, 17978 nt
Organism: Coregonus sp. 'balchen'
Lineage: Eukaryota; Metazoa; Chordata; Actinopteri; Salmoniformes; Salmonidae
Source: the annotation of a GenBank genome assembly
GGGUUAGUUUCAGUUUCAGUUUCAGAAAUUCAAGAAUUUAAUUUGACUUAUAGGCUAGGUAGGACUGAGAAAAUGUAGCUCUAUAGUAAAGUAGGCUAUAAUUUGAAGGCAACUUGAAAAUACUUUUACAAAUUGGCGCCGUGGCAGCACAGGAACAAAGUUAGGACACUUUUGAGCUCGAGAGAGGGAGUUGCUGCGGUUGCAAAGUCAUAUCUGUAGCGUACUUUGAAAAUGCUAAAUGUAUGGUCGAGGUAAAAAUGGAGACCACGAAGAGGAACACCACUUGAAAGUUAAUGUGAGUUCUAAACGCCAUUGUCAGCGUUGUGUAUUUGUACAAAGUUAAUGAUUUACUGUAUUAUUUUCACUCAAACGUCACAUGUCCUUGUAUUCCAUUGUCGUGAGAAAGACACGGCGCCAGGACUCGUUCUGUACAAACGAAUACUACCUCUGCAUUGUCAGCCAUUGUAAGGUAGUUUUUUGUAUAUGUUAUUUUAUUAUUUACAUGGGUAAAUACUUGAUAUUGGUUUGGGAUUAAUCUAGUUAUAUGCUGUCGUGAUUCGUCCAGUGUUCUUCAGGGUAUGGUAAUGUUGAAUAACAUUUGGGAAGUUUACAAUAGGUUUGCCAGUUUAAUUGUGUGGUUUCUGUGAUACAUUGGAAUAAUCUUAAAACUGUUUGCAAUUGCUGUAGACCUAUGACAAUUUUGCCUAAUGUGAAUACAAAGAUAUUAGACCUGCAACGUAAUACACAUUUAAUGCAGUACAGUCAAUAUGUCAAGUUGUCAACUGAAUUAUUUGCAUAUUACUCUGACAUAAAACAGUAUGUUAGCCAAACUACACUGAACAAAAAUAUAAAGUGUUGGUCCCAUGUUUCAUGAGCUGAAAUUAAAGAGCCCAGAAAUGUUCCAUAUGCACUAAGAUGCACACAUUUGUUUACAUCCCUGUUAGUGGGCGGCAGGUAUCCUAGGGGUUAAGAGCAUUGCGCUAGCAACCGAAAGAUUGCUGGUUCGAAUCCCUGAGCCAACUAGGGGAAAAAUCUGUUGAUGUGACGUUGAGCAAGGCACUGAAUCCUAAUAGUGCCUUUAAAUCGCUCCAGAGCGUCUACCAAAAUGUUAGUGAGCGUUUCUCCUUUGCCAAGAUAAUCCAUCCACCUGACAGGUGUGGCAUAUCAAGAAGCUGAUUAAACAGCAUGAUCAUUACACAGGUGCACCUUGUGCUGGGGACAAUAAAAGGCCACUCUAAAAUGUGCCUCUGAAGUUUUGAGGAAGUGUGCAAUUGGCAUGCUGACAGCAGGAAUGUCCACCAGAGCUGAAUUGAAUGUUCAUUUCUCUACCAUAAGCAACGUCGUUUUAGAAAAUUUGGCAGUACUUCCAACUGGCAUCACAACUGCAGACCACACCAGCCAAGGACCUCCACAUGUGGCUUUUUCACCUGCGGGAGCGUCUGAGACCAGCCACCCGGACAGCUGAUGAAACUGGGUUUGUACAACUGUAGGAUAUCUACACAAACUGUCAGAAAUCGUCUCAGGGAAGCUCAUCUGCAUGCUCGUCGUCCUCACCAGGGUCUUGACCUGACUGCAGUUGGCAAAUGCUCACCUUCGAUGGCCACUGGCACGCUGGAGAAGUGUGCUCUUCACAGAUGAAUCACGGUUUCAAAUGUACCGGGUUGAUGGCAGACAUGUGGGCGAGCGGUUUGCUGAUGUCAACAUUGUGAACAGAGUGCCCCAUGGUGCCGGUGGGGUUAUGGUAUGGGCAGGCAUUUAUUUAUUUAUUUUACCUUUAUUUAACUAGGCAAGUCAGUUAAGGACAAAUUCUUAUUUACAAUGACGGCCUACACCGGCCAAACCCAGACAACACUGGGCCAAUUGUGCGCCGCCCUAUGGGACUCCCAAUCACGGCCAGUUGUGAUACAGCCUGGAAUCGAACCAGGGGGUCUGUAGUGACGCCUCAAGCACUGAGACGCAGUGCCUUAGACCACUGCGCCACUCGGGAGGCAUAAACUACUGACAAUGAACACAAUUGCAUUUUAUCGAUGGCAAUUUGAAUGCGCAGAUAUACUGUGAUGAAAUCCUGAUGCCCAUUGUCGUGGCAUUCAUGCGCCGCCAUCACCUCAUGUUUCAGCAUGAUAAUGCACGGCUCCAUGUCGCAAGGAUCUGUACACAAAUGUCCCAGUUUUUACAUGGCCUGCAUACUCACCAGACAUGUCGCCCAUUGAGCAUGUUUGGAAUGCUCUGGAUCGACGUGUACAACAGCGUCCUCCAGUUCCCGCCAAUAUCCAGCAACUUCGCACAGCCAUUGAAGAAGAGUGGGACAACAUUCCACAGGUCACAAUCAACAGCCUGAUCAACUCUAUGCGAAGGAGAUCUGUCGCGCGGCAUGAGGCGAAUUGUGGUCACACCAGAUACUGACUGGUUUUCGGAUACACGCCCCUACAUAUCUGUAUUCCCAGUCUUGUGAAAUCCAUAAAUUAGUGCCUAAUGAAUUUAUUUCAAUUGACUGAUUUCCUUAUGUGAACUGUAAAAUAUUUGAAAUUGUUGCAUAUUGCAUUUAUACAGUGCCGUGAAAAAGUAUUUGCCCCCUUUCUGAUUUUCUCUAUUUUUGCAUAUUGUUGAUACUGAAUGUUAUCAGAUCUUCAAGCAAAACCUAAUACUAGAUAAAGGGAACCUGAGUUUACAAAUAACAAAAAAAAAUGAUACUUAAUUAACAAAGUUAUGCAACACCCAAUUCCCAUGUGUGAAUAAGUAAUUGCCCCCUUACAUUCAAUAACUGGUUGUGCCACCUUUAGCUGCAAUGACCAAAUGCUUCCUGUAGUUGUUGAUCAGUCUCUCACAUCGCUGUGGAGUAAUUUUGGCCCACUCUUGCAUGCAAAACUGCUUUAACUCAGCGACAUUUGUGGGUUUUCAAGCAUGAACUGCUCGUUUCACGUCCUACCACAACAUCUCAAUUGGGAUUAGGUCUGAACUUUGACUAGGCCAUUCCAAAACUUCAAAUAUGUUGCUUUUUAGCAAUUUUUUGCUUGACCCAGCUGCACUUCAGCUUCAGCUCACAGACGGAUGGUCUGACAUUCUCCUGUAGAAUUCUAUGAUACAGAGCAGAAUUCAUGGUUCCUUCUAUUAAGGUAAGUCGUCCAGGUCCCGAGGCAGUAAAGCAUCCCCAAACCAUCACACUACCACCACCAUGCUUGACCGUUGGUAUGAGGUUCUUACUGUGGAAUGCAGUGUUUGGUUUUCGCCAGGUAUAAUGGGAGAACUGCUGCCCAAAAAGUUGUCUCAGGUUUGCCAAAAAGCACCGGGAAGCACCUGGAUGAUCAUCAAGAAGAAUGUUCUAUGGACAGAUUAUUCAAAAGUAUAAUUUGGGGGACUAUUUUUGUUCAGAGUAUUUGCAUUACAUUGUCUUGAAUUUAACAAAAGUCUCUCUCUGUUCAAUCCAGGCAACAGUUUCAACAUGAAAAAUAGGUCAUAACCCUCCCAUGCUGAACAGCUGCACAGGACAAGCACAGACUGACGGUAGUAGAGGAUGGACCAGGCCUUUCCCAGCCUCCAGACCCCAGCCUCGGGUCCAUUUGAACCCGACCCAGGAGAGCUCCAGCUCAGAGUGGACUUCUUCAGAAAGUUGGGCUACUCCCCCAUGGAGGUACGGGCCGCCCUGCUGAAGCUAGGCCUGAGUACAGACACCAACUCUGUACUGGGGGAGCUGGUCAGCAGCGGAGCCAGCACUGGUACUUCUAACUCAACCAUCCCUGAGAGUGGUGAAGAUACUACUGGCCCCAUAAGCCACACAGGCUCCAGCAUGGCCUCCUCUAGGACCCAUGGCCCCCAGAGAGACAGACCAGUCUCAUUACUGGAAGACAGGAGGGACACAGACAGUGGACUGAAACCUAUCGUCAUUGACGGCAGCAAUGUGGCCAUGAGGUGAGCGAGUCGAGAAGAGAAGUGAUUUUUUUUUGUAAUGUUUGUAAGAGCUAGCAUUCAAUGUAAGUGUUUCAAUGAGUUCAGCUGUGUGCGUGCCCUCGUGUAUGUCAUGGUGAUGACAGUCCUGCACUGUAAGAGUUAAGGUGUUAUUAUGGUUGAGAAAUUAGAUGAAGCGGAUGUACUGUAUUAUCCUAAUGCCCCAUGUUGCUAAAAAUACCUGUAAAAGUACAGGUGUACAACUACUCAUUAUCAGCUGUUGAACUACCUGCAACACAAGAACCACAAGUUCUUCUCAUACACCUUAAUGUAAUUUUCUCAGCUGGGUUUGAAGAGGUAGUUAGCCAUGCCUGUGCAUGCCUUUGCAAAGGUUAAUGCUGCACAAUAUGCAAAUCUCCAACACAAGUCUCUGCCUCCUACUGGCUCCCAGUGAUAGCUAUGUGUCAAGGUGGUGUUUAUAUUGUGAGGAUAGAGUUCAUAUUGAACAGUAUCUCCCGAGUGACGCAGUGGUCUAAGGCACUGCAUCGCAGUGCUAGCUGUGUCACUAGAGAUCCUGGUUUGAAUCCAGGCUCUGUCGUAGCUGGCCGUGACCGGGAGACCCAUGGGGAGGCGCACAAUUGGCCCAGUGUCGUCCAGGGUAGGGGAGGGAAUGGCCGGCAGGGAUGUAGCUCAGUUGGUAGAGCAUGGCGUUUGCAACGCCAGGGUUGUGGGUUCGCUUCCCACGGUGUGCCAGUAUGAAAAAUAAAUAUAAUAAUGUAUGCACUAACUGUAAGUCGCUCUGGAUAAGAAUGUCUGCUAAAUGACAAAAAUGUAACAGGCCAGACGACAUUGUCACUCAGUCUUAUUAUGUCUUCUUAGUUCAAGUAUUUGCAUAUACGACCAUUUUUUAUUGUCUGCUCCUUAUUACAUGGAUGGAUCCAAGCCAACAUUUUAGAACUUCUUGAUUACAGUUUGAUUACCUAGCUAUUUGAGUGUUUUGUUUGGACUUGAUUCAAUUCAUAAACCAAUAAGGAAACACAAUCCACGUGGACACUACCAGUCAAAAGUUUGGACACACCUACUCAUUUAAGGGUUUUUCUUAAUUUUUACUAAUUUCUACAUUGUAGAAUAAUAGUGAAGACAUCAAAACUAUGAAAUAACACAUAUGGAAUCAUGAAUUAACCCAAAAAGUGUUAAACAAAUCAAAAAAUAUUUGAGAUUCUUCAAAUAGCCACCCUUUGCCUUGAUGACAGCUUUGCACACUCUUGGCAUUCUCUCAACCAGCUUCACCUGGAAUGCUUUUCCAAAAGUCUUGAAGGAGUUCCCACAUAUGCUGAGCACUUGUUGGCUGCUUUUCCUUCACUCUGCAGUCCGACUCAUCCCAAACCAUCUCAGUUGGGUUGAGGUCGGGUGAUUGUGGAGGCCAGGUCAUCUGAUGCAGCACUCCAUCACUCUCCUUGGUAAAAUAGCCCUUACACAGCUUUGAGGUGUGUUGGGUCAUUGUCCUGUUGAAAAACAAAUGAUAGUCCCACUAAGCCCAAACCAGAUGGGAUGGCGUAUCGCUGCAGAAUGCUGUGGUAGCCAUGCUGAUUAAGUGUGAAUUCGAAAUAAAUCACAGCCAGUGUCACCAGCAAAGCACCCCCAUACCAUAACACCUCCUCCUCCAUGCUUUACGGUGGGAAAUACACAUGCAGAGAUCAUCCGUUCACCCACACCGCGUCUCACAAAGCCACGGCGGUUGGAACCAAAAAUCUCAAAUUUGGACUCCAGACCAAAGGACACAUUUCCACCGGUCUAAUGUCUAUUGCUUGUGUUUCUUGGCGCAAGUCUCUUAUUCUUAUUGGUGUCCUUUAGUAGUGGUUUCUUUGCAGCAAUUCGACCAUGAAGGCCUGAUUCACACAGUCUCCUCUGAACAGUUGAUGUUGAGAUGUGUCUGUACUUGAACUCUGUGAAGCAUUUAUUUGGGCUGCAAUUUCUGAGGCUGGUAACUCUAAUGAAUGUAUCUUCUGCAGCAGAGGUAACUCUGGGUCUUCCACUCAUGUGGUGGUCCUCAUGAGAGCCAUUUUCAUCAAAGCGCUUGAUGGUUUUUGCAACUGCACUUGAAGAAACUUUCAAAGUUCUUGAAAUGUUCCAUGUUAACUGACCUUCAUGUCUUAAAGUAAUGAUGGACUGUCGUUUCUCUUUUCUUAUUUGAGCUGUUCUUGCCAUAAUAUGGACUUGGUCUUUUACCAAAAAGGGCUAUCUUCUGUAUAUCCUACCUUGUCACUACACAACUGAUUGGCUCAAACGCAUUAAGAAGGAAAGAAAUUCCACAAAUUAACUUUUAAGAAGGCACACCUGUUAAUUGAAAUGCAUUCCAGGUGACUACCUCAUGAAGCUGGUUGAGAGAAUGCCAAGAGUGUGCAAAGCUGUCAUCUAGGCAAAGGGUGGCUAUUUGAAGAAUCUCAAAUAUAUUGCGCCAGUAAACGGAAGAUCGCUGGUUCAAAUCCCUAAGCCGACUGGGUGAAAAAUCUGUUGAUGUUCCCUUGAGCGAGGCACUUGACCCUAAUUGCUCUGGAUAAGAGCGUCUGCUAAAUUACUAAAAAAUGUAGGUUGUCCAAAACAAUUUUUUUCACCAAUUGGUAAAAUACUAUGUUACUUGUGUAGAUACUCCUUUAAAAAAACAAUGGUCCAAACCCCAUGAAUCUAUAAUAAUCCAUUCAGUUUUAUAUCCUUGUAGGAUGGCCAAGAUAAAAAAAAAGUGGUACAAAAUCUGGAAAAUAGCAUUGCGUCAGCUAGGUUGGAUGCUGUGCGAGAAUUAAUGCAAACUGACAGGCUCAAUGUUGAACUCGUCAUCUUUCUUCGCGAAUCCGGAGAACAUAAAACAAUAUAGAGGUAAGAUAGAUAUCGGUUUUGAGACAUGACAUGUAGUAUUUUUAUAUUUUAGUAUACACUUUUCAUAUUGAUGCGAAAGUCCUGUUGUUUUUCAAAGAUUUCUCAGAAAAACAAGCGUAUUUUUGUGAAAUGUCAACAUUGCACUGAGCGGAGGCCUACCGCAAGCGUUCUAUUAUCAAAGCCUUUUACAUUUAAUUCAACUCGUGUCAUGUUAAUUUUGCUUUUUGCGACCCACAGAAACAACUUUGCAGAAGACCACCACAACAUGUAAAAUCCUAAAAAAAUCGCUGCAAGAAGCGGCAACGCUCUCUGUCAACAGAGCUCUGUGCUUAUUAUUGGAUAUAUUAGGUUACGAAAUCUGACUUUGGGCGGGGCUAACGCGAAUCUAGUCUGAUCCAUUGCUUUGGUCUGAAGUAGAGUAGGCCAACCUGGAUAGAGACAAUGGAGGAUCUCCGUGAACUUUCCAGGGAGUUGGUUAGAGACAUUUUAAACUUAGCAGAGGAUGUAGAAGCAGGACCUGCUGACAUUAUCCGGAAUUGAUUUGUCUUGGCUUGAUGCAGAGGGUAACCAAUCAGGCGUUAGGUUCCGCCUACCAACUUUUGAUGGGUCAGUUUGACAGUUUUAAGUAAUUCAGGAAGCACUCCAACGCAGGACCAUGAAAUGUAAAUGUAAAUAGUGAAAUUAUUAUAUAUGUAUUUUACAUAAAAUGAAUCGGUAUUUGAAUUAAUUAAUGACACAUUUAAUAACACAUUUAUGUAUUUAAUUCUAAUUUUAAUUAAUUAAUGACACAUUUAAGUAAUUAUUUAAUGGUGUAUUUAUUUAUUUAAUUGUGGCACUUUUAGUCCUCCAUAGACUUUUAGGAUAUAAUGUUAAUGAUAUGUUAGAGAAAGCCCAACUGAAUGAUUUAGAACAUGAAGAAUCAUAUUUGUCUUGGUAAAAUUUAUUUUAUAACAUAAGGAAGUGAAAUUUCAUCACCGAAGCUAGUUUUCACCUACUCACCCUACCAUGUGAUGUUUUUAUGUUUUGCCGAAGUUAUAUUUUUUAAAUCUGUGUUUUGUCCAAUGACGUUCAAAGGUCUCUUUGCAGGUGUUAUUUAGCACUGAUAUACGUAAAAUAGGACCUUGUUGUACAGUAUAGCUGUCAUUCUGUCAUAUGUUAUUAUCUUUUAUACAACGGGUGGGUCUAAUCCUGAAUGCUGAUUGGUUAAAACCGCAUUCCAGCCAGUAUCUAUUCCACAAGUUGCCACCGGCUAAAUCUAUGACGUUAAAAUGCCUAUUUACUCUGUUCCAUCUGACUGUGCUAAUAAUAACUAAUAAACUUGAUCUCCACUAUAAAAAGCAUCUAGACAUUAUCUCACAUUUCUUUUAGACUAACAUUUUGUUUUCAACAGCAGAGAUUUGUAUAAACCUUGUUGUCUGUCUCUCCGACAUUUGCAACAUUGUUUCAAUAUUGAAAUUCGAUCUCCAGCUGUCCCAUAGAACGUGUCAGGAGUCGGGUCGAGACAGACAGACAGACAGACAGGCAGGCAGCAUUUCUCAGCCAGUCGAAAUCAUGAAUCAGCUGGCAUAAUUUUUAUGGUUAUAUACAAAAAAAAUUCAAUUGAAAAAAGGUUAAACGAAACACAGCUAAUUUGCAGUCUUUCCAGCUUCAGUUUGAAGUGAUUGUGUUACUGUAGCUGUGUUGUUGGCAAGCUCCUCUGAACAACAGUGUCCUGACGAGUGAGCACAUUUUCUAUGCGAGGUGAAAUUGCGCCUCUUUAGCUCAUUGUUAUGGGUGUAUCCAAAUAAAUGUCAUUAGAAAACAGCUUAAACAAAUGCAAAUGCAAAUGCUGUUAUUCUGGCUGCACUUUUUGACGUGACUGUAAAUUAGCCGUAGUUGGCUAGAUAGCAAGCAAGGGAUAAGAAUGUUUAGAAGGAACAAAAGGACUGACCAACUGGGUCACGUCUCUAGCAACCCUAGAUUUGUGUCUGGACUAUAUCUUGUGGAUGGAUGAAAUAGUACGAAUAAAUUAAUCAAAAUAACGUUUUUAAUGAAAAUAUGUCAAUCAUUAUAUGAAUAUGUUGGUAACCCAUUGUAUAAAAGUGAUAAUGCCCUCGAAGCCGGUGUUUGGAGGAUAUAUUGGCACGGUUUUGGCACGGUAACACCCGUGCCAAUUUAUCCUCCUAACACCGGCUUCUCUGGCAUUAUCACUUAAAUAACAGCUACUUUACUUUAAUGAUGUCGUGCUACUUUACUCCUCAGAAAGAGUACUGUUUGAGCUGCAUGCCUGUGUUCCUGCAUUUUUUUUACUAUGCAAACCUUGUCAUUCGCUUGCAUUGCCACUGUGAAGUGAAUGCAUUGUAGACAGAGGAGGAAUUAUUUGAUCAAAUUAACUUUGCUCUACCAUUUAACAAUGAAACAAUCAGACAUAGACAUAAAACUGCUCCUUCACCUCUCUCCUUCCUUUAAAUCUGCCCUCUUCACUAGAAAUGUUUGUUGAUUCAUCGAAAGUAAUUAUUUAUCCCAUUUCCUGCUCUCUGUCUCCCUUCCAGUCAUGGUAACAAGGAAGUGUUCUCCUGUAGAGGAAUUGAGUUGGCAGUGAUCUAUUUCCUGGAUAGAGGUCACUCAACCGUCAUUGUGUUUGUGCCCUCCUGGCGCAAGGAGCAGCCCAGGCCUGAUGUCCCCAUCACAGGUGAGAUUCACACAUAGUUCAAAUUAGACUAGUCUCUGUUUCUGAAUAUUAAUACCUAUGUAACACCAGGGGAUUUUGAAAACACAAACUGUGUUCAUGUACAAUAUGAAACUAUCCUUUUACGGCCAGUUUCCGGGACAGAGAUUAAUCUCUCUCUUUUUAGUCCAGGUCUAUGGAAAUUCAUUUUGUGAGGUCAGCAAUACAUUAAAAUACUAGAUAGAGAAAAUCAACACAAUACAAUAAAGUACAAUACAAUACGGUAUUCAUUGUUACUGUUGCUUUAAAAUAAUGCAGGACAUUUCCUUAUCUCAUUUAUAUGUAGGAGUUUCGGUUAGUACACUCACUGCAGCUACAGUAUGUCUCCAGUCAUAUGAUGUGUUUGUAUUAUGAGACUGAGGCAAAAGGCAUUGGGAAACUCCACCGGAGGGUAUUAUUGGACAAAUGUUGAAAUACUGAAAUCAAUAAAUACUCGCUGACAUCAUACUCUAGUCUUUCUGAAAAAAAUUCUAAAUAAAUUGUCCCAAAUGUGAUUGCUUCAACCUACAUCAGCAGUGACUCUUUUCCAUGUACCUGCUGGCUAUCAGUUAUCAGUUGUUAGGAGGUGUUUGUGUUAACCUAGCGUUACCACUAACAAAGCGGACCACUGUGGACACAUCAUCACCUGGUGCCCACUGCUUGCAUGGUUCAGUGGAUUUGUCUGAGGUGGAGCAAACAAGCCAAAAGUUAGAUUUUCAAUCCCAGUAACCAGGAAUUAAAAAUAACCGCAGCAGUCAGACAGUCAGUCCUCCCUAGGAAUUGGGAAACCCCCAACCAGGAAGUGCAACUGUUUUUUUCUCACACACCUAGGUUACUAUCUGAAACUGCGUCUUUAACUGUUUCCAAUCAAGCAGUGUUACCUGAACAAUGAAAGCAUUUUUGGCACAGACAGUUUACAUUUGUGAAUGCCUUUCAGGCUUUAGUCAAUAGGAGUCAAUCAUUUUUUUCAAUAUGGAGCCCUAUGUCUCACACUUAUACAAGUCAGGGUCCAUAUUCAAGUGUAUCAGUAGGAGUGCUGUUUUAGGAAAAAAAUUAAUUAUUUUUAGGUCAUAAUGAAUAAGAUUACAUGGACAGGGGGGACCAGAUCCUCGAUCAGCACUCCUACGUUGAGACACCGUAUGAAUAUGGCCCCAGUUCUUUCCAAAGUUGAUUGCUGAACAUCGUUGCCUUUAGCUUGUCCAUUUUGUUUAUUUAAACGACCAUUUCCAUUGUCCAUUUUCACUGUGUACACACAGGUGCAUUUAUUCAACAUUCAUUUUGAAUGUAUUUGUCAAUGCUUUAAUUUAGUCUGCUGGGAGGUUUGCGUGUUAUAUGAUAUUGGGGAGGUAGGUUGUGAAGUUUGAACAGCUUAUGUAAUAAUUAACCAGUCAUGUAAUAUUUGUUGUAAAUGAUUGAUGGUUUUGUGGUCUGUAUGUUUUGUCUCAGGGAUUUUUUUCUCCACCAUUGAUGGAUUUGUGUUUUGAGUGUCCCCUGUUUGAUUUGCAGACUAUACCAUAUUUGAUUGAAGCAAUGUUAUGCAACCCUUUAUUAUUGUCAGGCGUCAUGUGUAGCGGUAGGACGGAGUCAGGCGCAGGACACAGAGCUAGUAGACAACGUACUUUACUAGUGAAAAUAAAUGAACAUAAUCUCCACGCAGGGAGGACAAAUAUCGUUCACCAGUCGAUGACACCAAACAUAGAACAAACACGCACACAAUACAGUGGGAGCCAGAGGGUUAAAUAGGGAACCAGGUGUGUACAAUAAAGACAAAACAAGUAGAACAAAGAAACAUAGAUCGGUGGCAGCUAGUACUCCGGUGACGACGAACGCCGAAGCCUGCCAGAGCAAGGAGGAGGGGCAGCCUCGGCUGAAUCCGUGACAAUUAUCAUAGUGUCACCUGGCUUGUUUAUCAUGCAAAGGUAUAGAAUACGUGGUAUAUCUAACUAUGUUUUGAAUUAUUAGUCAUGUUAAUGUGUACUAAGAAGACAUUAACAGGUAAGGCAGUGGAAUAAUCUGUGUCAAAAACAGAAUUCCUAUAUGAUGAAAGACCAAACAUAAAGCGAACCAUCUCUGCUACUCACAUCACCAACAACAGCAUUCACCUUGUUAAACCAUUCUGGGCCCGUAUUCAUAAAGCAUCUCACAGUCUGAUCUAGGAUCAGGUCCCCGCCCUGUCCAUGUAAUCUUAUUCAUUAUUAUCUAUAAGGCAAAACUGGUCCUAGAUCAGCACUCCUACUCUGAGAAGCUUUAUGAAUACAGGCCCUGGACUGGGCCAUAAUAAAACACUUGGUGAAACAUCUGCACAUUUAUUUCCAGACCAACACAUUCUAGUGGAGCUGGAGAAGAAGAAGAUAGUUGUCUUCACUCCCUCGAGACGCGUCGGUGGUAAACGGGUGGUCUGCUACGAUGACCGUUUUAUUGUGAAGCUGGCCUACGAGUCGGACGGUGUGAUCGUGUCCAACGACACCUAUAGGGACCUCCAGGGAGAGCGUCCGGAGUGGAAGCGCUGUAUCGAGGAGAGGCUGCUCAUGUACUCUUUCGUCAAUGACAAGUGAGUGCUGGGAAUGUUGUUUUGUUUUUUUGGGGGGGAUAGAUAGAGAGAAGAUACAAUGGUGAAGAGGCCAUAUAUGUGGUAUGGGGGGUUUCAGCAGGUAACAUCUGUCAUAAAUACUGAUUUUGGACAGAAACAUGAGAUAUAUACAGUGGGGGAAAAAAGUAUUUAGUCAGCCACCAAUUGUGCAAGUUCUCCCACUUAAAAAGAUGAGAGAGGCCUGUAAUUUUCAUCAUAGGUACACGUCAACUAUGACAGACAAAAUGAGGGAAAAAAAUCCAGAAAAUCACAUUGUAGGAUUUUUUAUGAAUUUAUUUGCAAAUUAAGGUGGAAAAUAAGAAUUUGGUCAAUAACAAAAGUUUCUCAAUACUUUGUUAUAUACCCUUUGUUGGCAAUGACACAGGUCAAACGUUUUCUGUAAGUCUUAUUUUGGCCCAUUCCUCCAUGCAGAUCUCCUCUAGAGCAGUGAUGUUUUGGGGCUGUCGCUGGGCAACACGGACUUUCAACUCCCUCCAAAGAUUUUCUAUGGGGUUGAGAUCUGGAGACUGGCUAGGCCACUCCAGGACCUUGAAAUGCUUCUUACGAAGCCACUCCUUCGUUGCCCGGGCGGUGUGUUUGGGAUCAUUGUCAUGCUGAAAGACCCAGCCACGUUUCAUUUUCAAUGCCCUUGCUGAUGGAAGGAGGUUUUCACUCAAAAUAUCACGAUACAUGGCCCCAUUCAUUCUUUCCUUUACACGGAUCAGUCGUCCUGGUCCCUUUGCAGAAAAACAACCCCAAAGCAUGAUGUUUCCACCCCCAUGCUUCACAGUAGGUAUGGUGUUCUUUGGAUGCAACUCAGCAUUCUUUGUCCUCCAGACACGACGAGUUGAGUUUUUACCAAAAAGUUAUAUUUUGGUUUCAUCUGACCAUAUGACAUUCUCCCAAUCCUCUUCUGGAUCAUCCAAAUGCACUCUAGCAAACUUCAGACGGGCCUGGACAUGUACUGGCUUAAGCAGGGGGACACGUCUGGCACUGCAGGAUUUCAGUCCCUGGCGGCGUAGUGUGUUACUGAUGGUAGGCUUUGUUACUUUGGUCCCAGCUCUCUGCAGGUCAUUCACUAGGUCCCCCCGUGUGGUUCUGGGAUUUCUGCUCACCGUUCUUGUGAUCAUUUUGACCCCACGGGGUGAGAUCUUGCGUGGAGCCCCAGAUCGAGGGAGAUUAUCAGUGGUCUUGUAUGUCUUCCAUUUCCUAAUAAUUGCUCCCACAGUUGAUUUCUUCAAACCAAGCUGCUUACCUAUUGCAGAUUCAGUCUUCCCAUCCUGGUGCAGGUCUACAAUUUUGUUUCUGGUGUCCUUUGACAGCUCUUUGGUCAUGGCCAUAGUGGAGUUUGGAGUGUGACUGUUUGAGGUUGUGGACAGGUGUCUUUUAUACUGAUAACAAGUUCAAACAGGUGCCAUUAAUACAGGUAACGAGUGGAGGACAGAGGAGCCUCUUAAAGAAGAAGUUACAGGUCUGUGAGAGCCAGAAAUCUUGCUUGUUUGUAGGUGACCAAAUACUUAUUUUCCACCAUAAUUUGCAAAUAAAUUCAUUAAAAAUCCUACAAUGUGAUUUUCUGGAAAAAAAUUCUCAAUUUGUCAGUCAUAGUUGACGUGUACCUAUGAUGAAAAUUACAGGCCUCUCUCAUCUUUUUAAGUGGGAGAACUUGCACAAUUGGUGGCUGACUAAAUACUUUUUUCCCCCACUGUAUAUACAGGUUUUGAACUCUUCAAAAAAGAAAAUAUUAAUCAUGCAUUGAUGUCAAGGGUAGAUAUGUACAACAAUUUUAGUAAUGCACAUAGUUCUUUAGUCAGGAUUCAGAAAUAGCGAGCAACUUGGUUCCGAAAAGCAGAUUUGACCUUUAGAGAGAUACUGUAGUAGUGUAAUAUACUGUAAGGACAUGGUCACCAACUGGUCGAUCUCCAAGGCAUUCCUAGUCGAUCGCCAAAAAUUUCUUUAAAAAAAACUACGAUAAAGCCUUGUGUUCCUAUUUUUUUUAUUCAUCUCGCACUGUUGGUGGUAGGUGCACCCGAUUCAGCUGCACUGCGUGCCAGGUAGGUGAAGUGUUCCAUUUUAAACCAUUUCAUGUGUCUGAAGGUACAAACUCUGCCUUCCCAGCGGGCCCGGAGAGUAAAUCAAGUGCACUAUAGGCCUACCGCUGGCCAAUCGUAUGGCUCAGAUUACCGUGUCUGCAGUAACGUAGCAGGCACAAAAGAAAGCUACAGCAAAGUUGAUAUUUUGAGAUUUCAGAACUUUUAAAACAAUGACUCAAUGAAUACAGCAAAGAGCUGCAGUUUUUUUUGGUGUGUUCAUGUUUAAGUUCUUACUAAGCACUGUCAACACUUUUUAUUCAACACUUUUAUAAGCCAUAAAAUGCACGUUCAUCCUACUUCCACUCGCGCUACAACCAGCACUGCAGCUGUAAUGAAUGAGUAGGAAAGUGUAUCGAUAGGCUUGUGUGGUUAUUAUUAGCGGCUUGGGUCUUUUUUAAUAUAGAGGAAUAUUUCACUUUCUCCAUUCAUAGGAGUAACAACAUGAAUUUGUGCAUGAGGCAGAAAUAAUGCAGUGCGACUCGAGUUUUACCAUCAGCUGGAAGACAGUGUCCCUUUUUGGUCAGUGUCAGCGGAGGAAAGGGAGAGCGGGGGGGCAUUGAGAGGCGACCCUCAGUCUGCUGCUCUCUCUGUCCACUGAGACUGACCAUCAGAUGCAGGCACCGUCAGCCCAGUAAAAUAAAAAUAAAAAGCAAAUUAUUUCAGUGUAGCUUAUUCAGCUGUGCCUCACAAGUAAUACAACUGAUCUAUUACCGGUGUGAUCGUAUAGCCUACCUAAAAUGUAUAAAAAUGGUGCGAACAACAAUCCAUUGGCAGGACAAUUCAAGCAAAGCCAAUAUGCAGUGAUAAUGAAUUGGGCCUAUAGCCUACUGCACAAACCUCAUUGUUACAGUACUGUUUUUAAUAGGUUAACGUAUAUCUCAGCUUGCAUUUUGACUCAGAAAGUGAUCUUGACUCAGAAAAGGUUGGUGACCACUCCUGUAAGGUUAGAGGAUGAUGAAUGAGACAACAUGUAUUCGUGUAAUUAUUUCAGAUAUGAAAAGCAAACAUUCCCUCUGACUGCACCAUGUUUUAUUGUUCUUAUCAAUCAGAUUAGAUCCUCUAUCACUUCUCUGCCUGUAUGGUUUUCUGAUCAGUAUUACCCAUUUCCGGCCCAGAUUCAUGCCUCCAGAUGACCCGCUUGGUCGUCAUGGUCCCAGUCUGGAGAACUUCCUGAGGAAGAAGCCUCUGCUGCCAGAACACAAGCGCCAACUCUGUCCUUAUGGUAAGAUCUCAAUCAUAGAGAUAUAUAUGUGAGAUACCAUAGGGUUCUAAUUCUAUUGUCUGAACACUGAAGCUUAGUUUAAAACCUGUCUUGUUGAAGCAGAAGAGAAACUAAGUACUAAUCUAGGAUCAGGUCCCCCAUUAGGCAUAACUGAUUUUAUAUCAGCACUUCUAAUCUGAGAUUCUUUGUGAAGAGCCCACAUACUUUGUUCUGUAGAAUUGUAGGGUUAACAGUAUUAUUUUAGUUGAUUUUAGACUAGAUAGUAAUACUGUAAUAACUUUAAUGUUUAGUAACUGUCAUUUAUGUUUUCUAUUUCAGGUCAAAAGUGCACCUACGGCGUAAAGUGUAAGUUUUACCACCCAGAGCGCACUCACCAAUCCCACUGCUCGUUGGCUGACGAGCUCAGGGAGAAGGCCAGGCUCUCCUCGGUAAAAGAGGACCGGAAUCCCAUGAUGUCACACCUGAGGGGCCCCAAGUCCGACCCUGGCCCCUUUCCCUCCUAUUCUUUGGAGAACGACCUGGAGCACAGGCUGACAUUGGAGCACCGCGGUUCCCUGAGGGAGGGUCCCAAGAGCCAAGUAACUGAGAACAUGUUGCUGUACUGGGAUGGGCCACGCUCCAGUAGGAACCAGCAGGCCCGCAGCCCCACAGCAGUAGGCCAAGGACAGAUGGACUGGCCCAGUAUGCCCAAUAUGCCCAGUAUGCUCCCCCCCUCCACUACUAGUGACCUCCCCUAUGCCAGCAUCUCCCAUGAGCGCUUGGACUCUGGUUUUGGCUCCUAUGAGAGCCAGAGCCAGUACUCGGAUGUGUCCCAAGGCCACAGCAAGGCCUUCAGGCCCAGGCAGCAGCAGCAACAGCAGGGCUUCCCCUCUGGUUCCAGACAUCCAGGCAUGCAUCCAGAGAGGCUGGCCCAGGACAGCCCCCGGUCCUGCAGGUGUUGUUUCAAUUUGGCUCCCUCCACAGGUCCCCAGCAGCAGCACCACAGCAACCCACUACAGACCCAUUCCCAAUCCCAGCCAAGGUAUGACACCUACUCGCCCCCUCUGUUCCCACCCAACAUGCACCACCAGCACCACUACAGCCUCCCCUGCAACUUCCAGCAAGGCGGGGUGGGGGAACAUCAUUUCCACCACCAUCAGCACCCCCAGAAGUACUGGUCAGACCCCUUCCAUGGCGGGGUCCCCCAGGCUAGGGCGUCCUGUAGCCUCCCCCCCGGCCCCCACCUCCAUCACCCCCCUACCCCGCACAAGGCCCCCCACUCAUGCUCCUCUUACGGGGAUCAGCAGGAACACCACUCCUGGGCCCAGCCACCUCCACCUUCUGUCUUUGACCCAGAGAGAGAGGAGCUCCGUAAGAAACUGCAGGCCAUCUUCAACCCCCACCAGGUGGAUUCGGUCAUGGGGAUGUUCCCUCACCUGAUGGACGCCCAGAAGCUGGCUGCAGAGAUCCUCAACCUCAAAUCUCAGGGAGGGGCCUUCUGAUGCCUCUAAGCAUCUUCUCUAAGGGGCUGCUUCAGGGUUGAGAUAAGCUUGCACAACUUGAACUUCCACGUAAAUCGUUCAUUGAGGUCAAUGGGAUACUUGUGUGAAAAGGAGCCUUGGGUAAUUCAUCUCGUGUGCUUUUCGUUUGUAAUUUACUGUAACAUUUUGAACUGUUUGAAAGUGAAAGAGCAACAUUUUUGUUGUUGUUGAGGUUGUCCUUCCUUAGCAGUCAUGUGCAUGUCAUAGCUUAUGUUAAAUCCAUGACGGGUAGUGUGUGCACAGUUUGGGAGAAGUGUGGAGAAUCGGGAUGAAUCCCCUGUCGUGUUGUUUAACUGGAUUAUUUUAAUUUUGAUUUAUUGAAAGUUGUAUACAUUUAUGACAGUGUAGCCAAAUCUUGAUCUGGGAUGAACUUGAAAGUUGCCUCUAGACUCAGUACCAUGGCAAAAGUGAAUCUAGAGUGUUUGACUGUUGAUGCAUAUUGUAUCAUUUGGGAUAUACUGUAUGUGAUCUCUCAUUUGUCUGAAAUUCAGCUCUCAUGCAAUAAGAAAUAAUUAUUGUCUAAAAUAAUGUCCUUAUCUAAAAGGGUGGCCAUAAUGUAUUUCCUGUCUCAUAGACAAAUAUUCAAUAUUCCAUCUCUUUAUGCAGUGUGGAAUGCAAUGGUAUACCUUUUUCAAUGUAAAUUAUAAAGCUACACCCAAAGAGCCCCAAACACUGUACAGUAUCCUUCUAACCAAGAGUAUCAGUGGAAGAAGCUGCCAAAGAAACUUAAUGAAAGUUGGAAAAGCACUUUGUCAUUGAUCCAAAUAUUGUAAUUCCCCCAUAGAUCAGAAUGUGAUCUAAUAGGGUGACGUUCUCAGCAAGAUAAUGUAUAAUGUAACAUAGUGAUAAAACGAUUGUAUAUCUAUAAAUAUAUGUGUACUGUAAUAUGUACACUAUGGCCUGUGAGGGUCUCUUGUAUCACCAAAGACUGGGUAAAUCCAGUAGUAAAGUAACUGUCCAGUGUUUCCCGAUUUCUAUGAAAUAUGACCUACAAUGAAUUACAGUACAGUAUGAGUGAAAUAGUUUUCCUUCCUAAAUGUUUCAAUUAAGUAUGUUAAAAAGCAGCUUUUCUGUGUUGGAAUGGUGUGGGUGUUCCCCAACAACAGAGUGGUGUGGGCGUAUACCGGUUAUUAAA